Closterium sp. Yama58-4 is the source of this 1095-nucleotide messenger RNA. Lineage: Eukaryota; Viridiplantae; Streptophyta; Zygnematophyceae; Desmidiales; Closteriaceae. The record is from the annotation of a GenBank genome assembly.
AUGCCUCGUGUGAGGCUACCGGAGAAUAUUGGAGAGCUCUCAAGGCUGCACACGCUGUAUUUGAACGGUCAGAACCAGCAGCCGCGACUGCCACUCUCCUUCACCCAAUUGACUUCAUUGACCAGGCUUGAACUGGCCCUGUGCACGAUUCAAGAGCUUUCCGAGAACUUGGGGAACCUCUCUAACCUGCAGGAGUUGCACAUUCGCUCCUGCCCCCGGAUUCAGCGGCUUCCAGAGUCCCUCACAAGCCUUUCGAGCCUUGAAACCCUUACGGUUGAUGACUGCUUGAAGCUCGUCUCGGUUCCCAGGAGGUUAGACAGCCUUGGGAGGCUCAAAUGGCUGGAGCUGACCGGGUGUUAUGACCAGACUCAGCCUCCUACGUCUCUGCCGCUCUCCCUCGAGGUCUUGAGUCUUGGAAACAGCUACCACGUGGAUGAUCUGCCAGACGUCUCCGUGCUGCCUUGGCUGAGAAAGCUCUCCUUGAAGCUGGUUGGAGCGCAGGAGAGGAUGGCUGUGGGCAGCAGCUUGGCGCGCGUGAAGCAGCUGGAGCUGACGCUGCAGGAGGAGGCUGUGGAGCUGCCCUUCUCCCUUGCGCUGCUCCCCCAGCUGCACACGCUGGUCAUCUGGAAUGCGGGGAAGAUGCAGCGGCUUCCAAGCGACAUGGGAUGGGCUGUGGCGCAGCUGAGGGUUGUGCAGAUCCACUGUGCGCGGGAAUUGAGGGAGCUGCCGGACAGCAUUGGCGCUGCAUCCCGCCUGCGCCAGCUGCACCUCUUUGACUGCCCCGCCCUGCACCACCUGCCCGCUUCCCUCACCCACCUUGCAUGCCUCCACCAGCUGCAUGUGGAGAACACCGGCCUGCGCUGCCUUCCUUCAGGGAUUUCGCAAUUGACCAGGCUGCGCAGUCUUAGCUUGCAUGGCUGUCUACGGCUGCAGGGUCUGCCAGAGGGCCUCACGGAGCUGAAAAUGCUGCAGUACUUGGGAAUUAAGAACUGCAGCACAAAGCAUGUGCGCGGGGAGUGGAACUAUGAGUGCAAUCAGUGGAACGUAAAGCCUUGUGGGCUCCAGAGCAUGUACGGACUGAAAAUAGAUGCGUAG